CCCCCACACCCCCUGUUGUUUUCCUUCCUUUUAGGAAGGGCAGUGAGUGUUUACCAGAGGGGUCACAGGUGCCGGGCCCGAGGGAACGCCCUGGAAACCUCCAGAGACUCCCCGCCCUCGCAGCGCGCCCCUCGCGGCGCCGCUCCCAAACUAGCGAGGAAGCCUCGCCUCGAGUUAAAACAGCUGAUUUAACUUAAACUUAAUUGAAUUGAACUAAAUGAAAUUAAACCGGGGGUCUGUUCCCGCCGCGGCGCGAGCGCCUCUUCUCGCGAGAGGUCGCCCCCGGCAACGCCACGGCCACGGCUCUGAGGCGGCCGGCUCUGAGGCGGCGUUCUGCCUGCAGAACGUUACCAUAACAGAUGACUCUAAAGAUGAUUAUCAAUGUGAAGAGGUUUCUGCAGAUGAUGAAUUUAGUCUUCAGGAGGAGGAGGAGGAGGAGGAGGAUCUGUCCAAGGCUUUACAGGCUAUUCAAGAGCAGGCUGAAGAUGCUGAAAUUUUAACUUCACAAUCAGUUCUGACUUCGGAGAAAUCAGUGUGUGAAGUACCUGAAGCAAUGGAUGAUUUCUUCUGCAAUUUCCUGGUCAGAUUGGGAAUGUCCAGAACCCUUAACUGCUUCCAAACUGAAUGGUAUGAACUCACAGAGAGGGGUGUGCUCACAGUCAAAGAUGCUGGGUUGGUUCCAACUGUGUACACCCACAACCAGCAACUGCAGGCUGAGAAUAUGAGUUUGAAGAAAGAUUUGGAAAACUACAAACUUGCUACCAAAGAUCUGAAG
Molecule: messenger RNA, 775 nt
Organism: Lepidothrix coronata (blue-crowned manakin)
Lineage: Eukaryota; Metazoa; Chordata; Aves; Passeriformes; Pipridae
Product: sperm-associated antigen 16 protein-like
Exons: 6
Biological process (GO): axoneme assembly
Cellular component (GO): axonemal central apparatus
Source: RefSeq, a predicted model, not a curated record